GUCAGUCGAUUUCUGUCGGCCGUGCGGCACACACACGCCACUCGCUUUUCAGCCAAUUCAACCAGCUCCGCAUUCCGCUUGCCACCAGCCUUUGAAGCGGCAUCGCAUCGCAUCGGAACGCGUCAUUAAUCGCAUCGUGCGACAGGACCCUCGAACCUCGAAGCUCGAAUCAGUUUUCCCAGCAACGCGCGCACUUUUCCCGCUUUGGAGCUCCGAUUAAGGUCCGCUGUCCUUUCCGCCUUAUUGCUUCGGCCUUUGGUUUGCAUUUUAAUGUUUGCUUAAGCAUUCCGUUUCGGUGUCAAAAUCCAAAAUCCGGCCAACUCAAUCCCGGCGAUAAGAAACGGAGAAGCGGAGAGCUCAACGCGGAAUUGUUCGACACAAAAGUGAAUUACAAAUCAAUUGAGAAGGCCCUUGGCAGCGAGACAUAGAGCACACAUCGAGUCCAAUUCAAAAGUGAGGCACUAGGAAGCAAAUAAGAGUCCCGCAUGAGUAACAGCGCCAUGGUGGCCGUGGCCAUCUGCUGCAUCCUCGUCCUGCUAGCCGUCUUCAUCGUGAUCAUCAUAGUGGUCGGCCAGACCAUCGAGGAGCCCAAAUGAGACAUGCUCCAGCUGGGACCUGGCAACUUCCCAGAUGGAUAACAGAGGCCCCCUCAAAAUUGUUAGUUUGCUGAGGCCGCCAGCAAAAAUUUCGUUGCCCCCUCAUCAGCAUCCGCAAAAUCAUCAUCAACAUUACUUUCAUCCGGCUGAAAAAUUAGCAGAGGAAACAGAAGGAUCAGGAGAAGCAGGAGGAGCAGGAGGAGCUGGAGAGGAGCACGUGGAGUGGAGGAAAUGCGUCCCAUCGUCAGUAUCCAUUGGCUGUGAUGUGAAAUUUUUUGAAUUUGUGAAGCAAAAAUCAAUCGAGAAAUCAACCCAACACAAAAGGAGCUACUAAAUUUUGGAACAUUCCGCAUCCUAAUAACACAAACAUCUUCAUGUAGCAUUUCUGUGUGUUAAGUGUUGUUAAUAUAAAUGUAUAUAUAGACACACAAUCUAUGAAUACAAAAAUAUAUAGAUAUCUAGACAUACUUACGUAAUUAUAUAUGGAUAUAUGGAUAUAUAUAUGUGUAACCCAACCGUCGUAAAGUUGCGUUCUUUUUUAUAAAAGUGUUGUUAACAAACCGAUUUUUAUUGAUGUUUUAAAGAUGUUGAAUACAACAUAUAUAUAUACACACAUACACACACGAAAGUGGAAUAAGUUUACAUUAAAAGUCCAGCGAUGCCAGAAUUGAUGAGCGGAAAAUCCGGAAACAGAAAAUGAAACGAAGGAUUAAGAAAUCGGAGGAGGAGGACAAUAGGGAAUGCAACUGGAGAGCUCAAUUGUUUAAUAUACCGUAAGAUCAUAUCAAUUCCGAAAGAAGCCAGCAAUUGCACUUGUUAAUUGCACAGCUAUGAAGGUAAAACACUCGUGGGAUUCUCAGUGGGAACUGGAGCAUAGAUAAAGCUACUAAAAUAUAUGGAAGAUAUGGAUUAAAUAGCAGAGGAGAUAUGCAUUUUAUAUAUCAAAAACUUUUGGAUAAGUUUUACGUGUACGUGUACCUAGGAGUAGCCAAAUCUCGUGUAUACAAUAUAAGCUGUUAUCAACUAUGAAACUUACUCACUUAAAAUCAAAUGAACUAGGAAACUUUAAACCCCACAAGCUGUAAUUUAAUUGAACCCCAACCAAACAACCAACUACUCCAAUUAAAUCAAUUCAACGCAGAACGUACGUGCGCUCUAAAGGAUAAUAAAAACAACUUCCACUCAAUUCGACUCAAUUCAGUUUUAAUCAAUGCAAAUGCCAGACUCAGCGAACACAAUAUUCGACAAAUGAUCAACGCGCGGCGCAUAAAUUAAUAUAUUAAUUAAAUACAAACAUCAACAAAAGUGGUGGAAGUCAGACAAGAGGACAAGAGUGUGAUCAGACAUUCGUGUCGCGGAUCGGUGGACCCCAGAAUGGCAGCUUCUCGGCCCCGCUGCUGCACAACCAUCGCAAUCACUCGCGCCAAUGCCUCUACACCUUCCUAGCAGGACCUGGUCAGCGCGUCGAAGUAGUUUUUAAAUCGUUUAAUUUAAGAGGAAGUCCGCCAGACGGUUCGGCCGUCGGUGAGUUACCAAGUUGUGUUCAUGAGUACAUGGAUAUCUACUCGGAGGUGCAGUCGUCGGAGCCAGCGGAACUGAUCAAUUCGCCAUUCGGGGGCCGCUACUGCGGCACCAUUCCGCCGCGUCGCCGCAUUUCCAUGUAUCGGGCAGUUGCGAUUUCUUUUUUUAGCAACAAGAACGUGACCACGGACCUGUUCGAGGGCACGUUUAGGUUUAUAAAUGCAUCGGAAUAUGAAAUUGGCAUACCCAUUGCGGGGUCGCCAUGUUCCUACACGAUAACGCCCAGCAUGAGCGUCAACAAAACUGGUGCGCUCAUAUCGCCAACCUAUCCAGGUGCCUAUCCGAAGGAUAUGUCAUGCACAUAUCAGUUUCUUGGUGAAUCGAAUCAGAGGGUUAGAUUAGAGUUUCGUGAUUUUGAUCUAUUUUUUGGUGGACCACACUGCCCAUUUGACUAUGUGAAAGUGUACGAUGGUCCAGAUAAUUCGUCAGCAUUAAUCGGUACAUAUUGCGGGCAGCAAAGAAACUUAGUUUUGUAUUCGAGCGAGUCGAGCCUUUUUGUUCAUUUUUAUACGUUAUCGCGCACCGCAAAUACCCAAAAUCGUGGCUUUAAAGGAAUUUAUGAAUUUAGCGAGAGUUUUGUUAAAUUAGAUUUUAUACGUGAAAAUGAUGGCAUUCACAUACGUGGCUCAGAAUGUGAUCAAAAGAUUUUAUCGAAGAAGGAAUCCACUGGCUUUGUGCUCUCACCCAACUAUCCCUAUCCCUAUAUACCAAAAACUGUGUGUAGAUAUUUCAUAUAUGGCAUGCAGGAUGCCCAGCAUCUGGAGCGUGUGCGCCUGGAGUUUAACGCUUUCAAUAUACCCAAGGUGGAGCACAAGGACAAGAGCGAGUCCAACUGCACGGACGGCUAUCUAAAGAUCUAUCUGAAGGGGCAGGAGACGGCCGAUGCCUACGACAAGUUCGACUACGAGUUGUGCGGCAAUGAGACGCAGCGGGUGAUCAGCGAGGGACCGCGGCUGGCCAUGGUCUUCAGUUCGGGCGAGCUGCAGGGUCGUGGCUUCAAGGGCAAGUACACCUUCGAGACGGAGUACAAGAUUCCGGGCACGGCGGCGCCGGAUGGCACCUGCAGCUUCACCUACGUGAGCAGUUCCAAGAAGCGCGGCGAACUGAACAGUCCGAGAUACCCCUCCAAUUAUCCCUCGGACACGAAUUGCUCAUAUCUGUUUCUGGCCGAGGCCGAUGAGCAGGUGACCAUUGUGUUUGACCACUUCAAGAUCAAGGCGGACAACAAUGCCAACGCCACGGCGGGAGCUUAUGGCUCUGGCGCCUGCUUCGAGGACUGGCUGGAGAUGUAUGUCGUCUACCGGGACAACAACGACCGCCUGCUGGGCCGCUACUGCGGUCAGACAGCCCCCGGACCCGUCGAGAGCCCGCGGGGAGCGGUGGGGCUGCGGAUCACCCUGCACACGGACCAGGAGAGCGUGGCCAGCGGCUUCAAGGCCCGCUACUUCUUCGAGUCGGCCAAGUCGGAUGCCGGCGACUGUGGCGGCAACUUCAGCAACCAGGACUCGGGCCUCAUCACCUCGCCCAACUGGCCGGCAGGCUACAAGGCGCCUGGUCGGGGCAUGGCCUCCAACGCCUGCAACUGGGUGAUGAAGGCACGCCCCGGCUACAAGCUGUCCAUUCACUUUGAGCAGUUCGGCCUGGAAGGAGACCCAGCCAAUCGCGGUUGUCCUGCCGCUGUGCUGCGGCUGUGGAUGAACGUGGACUCCGACCAGCCGCCGCUGGAGCUGUGUGGCGAGAAGCCGCCCGUGGAGCAGUGGCACUAUACCUCUACUGGCCAGACGGCGCGCAUCAGCUUCACCACCAGCGACAAGACAGUGGGUGCCCAGGGCUUCCGCAUUGUGUGGACCGAGAUACAGGACUCCGGUCCGGGUCCGCCGUCCGUGGGUCUGCACUGCGAGUCGACGUACCACUUCCAGUGCGGAGCCGGAUACUGCAUCUCGGAUAAGCUGCGAUGCGACGGGGUCAAGAACUGCGGACCCGGCGACGAUACUGACGAAUUGCACUGUACCACGGAAGCGGCCGAGGAGGACUACGACGUCCUAAUUAUAAUAACGCUUCUCGUCGUCUCGUCCCUAAUCUGUCUCCUAUGCAUACUCUGUCACUCCAGAAGAAGCCGUAGGAACCAUGUCCGCCAACUGGGCCUACAUCGGAAUGCACAUUACGACUCGCAGACCAGUGCAACGGCGGGUCUCAGCUCCAGUCGCAGGCAUCUGCAGAGUGGAGGCGCCAGCAUUGCGGGAAGUUUGCAUGGGAUCAACAGCGGCAACCUGAUGAUCCCGCCCGCUCCACUUCCGCCCACCAGUGUGCCGCCGCCACCCCACAUCUGCAUCGCCGGCGUGGACAUGGGAAUGGGGAUGGGGAUGGGACACGGGCUGAUGUCCAACGGGGAGGACGACGAGGACGAUCUGGAGCUCGACGAGGACCAGCUGGACGCGGACAUUUUCAUCAACGAUGUGCACUUCGAUGAGGACAACAUCGAUCAUGUCAACCAAAUGGCGAACGUCUAACGAUGGUUCGGUGCAGCUUUAGGCACUUUUAUCGCAACCUUCAGUUUCGGUUUUAAAACGCAUUUAGAAUAAGGCUAUCUACAUAGGUAAUGGCGAACGAAGCAACUUUGCAGAGCAAGAACAGUAGAUUACACACACUCCCACAGUGCAAACUGACACGCAGACACAGGAUACAGUGAAACACGAGUACAGUAAAACCGGGAGGCGAGCAGAAACAAAUUCAAAAGUUAACAAUACCUAAAAGACAAGAAAUUAUGCAAAAAUGCGAAUUGAUUAAGACGUAAAUUUAAUAACGAGCGAAACGGGAUGGCUAGUAGCAUUAGAGAUGGCAGGCAAAGCGGAAUCUAAGCUAAAUAAGUACAGUAGGGCGAGCAUAUUGUAGUUGCGAUAACACGAUUAGCCAGACGAGUUUCACAUAAGGAAUGAUGGAGGAAUAAGAAACAAAUAACAGCUACAUUUAAUAACUAUAUUAUACACAUAGCGAAAUACGUACGGCUGAGCGCAGGUUGCGCACAAAGAGCACAGGUCGAAGGGUAGAUGUGGAGAAAGCAAGGAGAAGCCGUGCGGCGGAAACGGAAACGAGCCAAAAAUAGUGGAGCGGAAGUGCAUGUACGAAUCAUUUUCAUAGCCACAAGAGACCGCAGACAAGACGAAAAAUAAAAUAAAGUUGUUGAUUUUUAUAUUUGAUACGAGUAAUAUUUAGGUGAAGCAUAAAUUGAAUUAAUUAUACAACAGAAAAAACGAAUGCGAAAUAACGUUAAUAAAACAAUACACACAAUUCGCAAAACCGAUAGAUAAACCAAUAAUGAAUAACGGCAGCAACAUACUAAAGGGCAUAAAACAAUAAUAAUUAAUUAUCUUUACAUACGCGCAUGACUUUUUAUUUACACAUUUUGUACAAAAAUCUUCGACCCUUGAGGCUACACAAAUCAAACUUACAACCACAAAAUGGAGAAGACGAAAUAAUGCAUAAAUAAAAGAAUUAGUGACUAUCAAAACUGUAUCUUCCAGCAAAGAAUUAAAGCAAAGAGUUUAAUGACGCUAAAUCGAAAAGUUUAUAUGAGAAUAAAAAGGGAAUUUGAAUAAAUUAUAGUGGCCCCAAAGAUGGAAAAUGAUUGCGAGAAAUGGAAAUUAAAUAAAUUCAAAGAUUUUUGUCUAUUUAAGCACAUUUUUAUAAACAUUUAAGGCGAACAAGAAUAUUUAUAAAAAUGUAUACGCGAAAGGGAAUGAUAAUAAUAAAGUAAAUUAUACAAAAAGCUAAACACAAAAAUCUAAAUACAGGAAACGCAAUAUUAAGUUUCUUUUUUGUUGGGUCGAAUUCUAUUUGACGAUUGAUUUUAUUAUAAAUAUUAUUUUAUGUUAUUUUACCAACUUUAUACACAUGCAAACAUGUUGCGAAGUUAAAGACGGUCUUAGUUGAAAUCAGUUUCCUCCGUUUUGGAGCUAAAUAAUAAAUUCCCCGAAAUUUCCAAGAAUAAAUAAUAAUUAUUGGUUUCAUAGCGCACGUACGUUUUGCAAAGAAAAUUGAGGAAAUUAAAGAAUACGGCUUAAAUCAGAGAUGGAAACUUAAACCCGUUUGACGUAAAAACCAUUUAUAAUAAAGGUAUGUAGGUGUUAAAAAAUGCUACAUUAAUUAAAGAAGAAUGAUAAAAAAGCGAAAAUAAAUACAAUUACAUUGAUGAAGUAAACCGUUGUUAAAUUGUUGCAUAAAAAGCAUAAUGAUCAAGAACUCCUAGGACUUAAUUCGUAUAAAUAAACUUUAGUUUAAGUGUACAAAUUUUGUUGUUGUAUUACAUUAAAACCGAACAGAAAACCCA
This is a messenger RNA of Drosophila erecta, 6504 nucleotides long. Its product is annotated as tolloid-like protein 1. Bases 2150 to 4687 code for a protein of 845 amino acids. Gene Ontology annotation, cellular component: plasma membrane. Gene Ontology annotation, molecular function: protein binding. NCBI's taxonomy places the organism in Eukaryota, Metazoa, Arthropoda, Insecta, Diptera, Drosophilidae. The record is from RefSeq and is a predicted model, not a curated record. The transcript has 15 exons.